Molecule: messenger RNA, 839 nt
Organism: Drosophila biarmipes
Lineage: Eukaryota; Metazoa; Arthropoda; Insecta; Diptera; Drosophilidae
Exons: 2
Coding region: 111-737 (208 amino acids)
Source: RefSeq, a predicted model, not a curated record
CAAAACAGAAGCAGAUGUUUGGAUCAUGAUAAUGAUACCUUCCCCCGCGAUAGCAUGGUCACGCCGUUGAGUUAAUGCGCAGCCUAGAACAGUUUUUUCUUUCGUAAACAAUGGAAAUCAAAUACGAUGAAAAGAAGUGGAAUGCGUCCAACACCAGGAUGCUACUUACCCUCUACAGCGAGCGACAGGCGGAUUUUCGAAAUCCGAAAAGAAAGAUCAAGGACGUCUGGGGGGAAAUGGUCGUAGCCCUGCAGAGCCAGGGGAUGACGGAUAUAGACGCCACUCAGCUCGACCGGAAGUUCAGGAACCUGAAGAAGACCUACUACUGCAUAAGGAACAAGCACUUGGCGAAGGGACCGCAGUACCAUCCCAACUGGCAGUUCUACGACGAAAUGACAGAGCUUCUGAGGGACGAGCCCGUGCCGUGGACGCAGGACCUGACCGUGGAUGACUACUCGGCGAUGCACACGUUCCUGCGCGAUGAUGACCAGUACAAUCCGGUCAAUGACAUGGAGAACGGCACGAUGCUGUCCAUCGGCACCACUGUCAGCACAGUCGUUCCCCGCCCGCAGAGGCGUCCGUAUCGCAAACGAAAGUUGGCAAUGGGUCACGCUGACUCCGGACACGAAAAUGGUAGCCAAGGCCCAACGCAACCGACCAGGAGAGCGGAUCCGGUCACGGUCUUCAAUGCCGCAGAGCCGGAGCCGAAAAAAUCCAAAAAAAUAAUUGUACUAUAACAUUUCGUUCAACUGAUGUAGUUUCUUUACAUUGAUUGUCAUUUAUUUGAAACACAACACUGUGCAAAUGGUUUUGGAAAAUAUUCCUUAUUUAAACAUCAA